Messenger RNA from Closterium sp. Naga37s-1, 2781 nucleotides. The record is from the annotation of a GenBank genome assembly. Lineage: Eukaryota; Viridiplantae; Streptophyta; Zygnematophyceae; Desmidiales; Closteriaceae.
AUGCUGAAUGCUCGGCUGGUUUUAUCACCGGCCCUGUUGGUGCUCUUUAUGUGUGCAUGCCUUCCAAACGCGUCGCUAGUACCGAGCGCAGAAGCCAUUCAGUUUUCGGGUAAAAAUUACGCGCCGUGCGGCGUGUCAGGGAAUUACUCCGUGGUGGGUUUCAAAGGCGCGUUCACUCCUCUGCAUCCACGCAUUCAACUGUCUGCGCUCGUGACGGUGUAUGAUGACUGCUACCUCGCCCUCUCCUCGCUCUCAUUGAAAUCAGCCAACAGCACUCCCUCUCUCUCCCUCUGGGGGGGAAUAGCCGGCGAUGAUCCAUUCUCCUACGCCUCCCCCAUCGACCCCGCCCUCUCUUCCCUCAACCCCGCCUCCGCCUCCCCUCUCCUCGCCGUUCACAUCGGCUCCCAAGGCCGCACAUGGGAUAACAUACACGUUCUCUACCUAGUCACUACCACCCCCGCGGGGGUCUUACAGAAAAUCUUAGCUCAGCUGCAGCUGCCCAGGCGCCUUACCCGUGGCGGGGAAUCAGGUUCAAGCGGCAAGGGUGCUGGGGGGACGGAUUUGCUGCCAGGAAGCGCAACGGAAGCUUCCGAGGGCCUGCGGAAGCAGGUGCUGAAGUAUGCCAAGGACAACCUGUUGCUGGCGCCGCCGCCGCCGGUUAUGCCGCCGCCGCCCCCGCCGGUUCCGCCUCCCCCUCCGCCCGUUGCGUCCCCGGCGCUGGGGUUCGUGAACUGCGUCACUGCGAAGAAGGGCCGGCUGAACAUCUACUGGCGCAUGGUGGGCGACCCCAUAAACGGCAUGGCGGUCGAGUUUGGGCUGGAGGGGAAGGUGCCUGACAACAGCUGGAUGGCCCUGGGCCUGUCGGGUAACCAGUCGCAAGCGGACAUGCACAGCAGCGACAUCGCCGCUACAGGCAUCUUCUCCUCCGGCAGUAAUGGUGGGAGUGGGGCGCCCGAUGCCUUUGCAACGGAUUUCUACGUCACGGCGCUGGAGGCGUGUGAGCAGAUCGCAGGUGGAUACGUGGGCGUGUGCCCGGACGCGCUGCUGGGCUCCUCUCCCUCCCUGGACAUUGUCAACCUCACCCUUGCUGCGCGCCAAGCAAGACGUUUUUCCGUGACGCGCUGCUGGGAUCCUCUGCCUCGCUCGACAACGUCAACCUCACCCUCGCUGCGCGCCAAGCAGACGUCUCCUUCGUCCGCUUCCGAAAUAUACCUCUUUACCAACCUCUCGUCUGCUCCCAUCUGCCUUCCCAUCACUCCCCCACAUCAGGACGCGCUGCUGGGCUCCUCCCCCUCACUCGACAACGUCAACCUCACGCUCGCUGCGCGCCAAGCAGACGUCUCCUUCGUCCGCUUCCGCCGCUCCCUCGCCCUCUCCACCGACCCCCUCUUUGACCGCCGAUUCGAUAUAAGCUUCCCCUCUGCAGUCCCCAACAACACCGACCUCUCCCGCCCGCUGCUGUUCAUUUUCGCCACGGGACCCCUUCUCCCGUCCUCCACCCCCUCGCUGCCGCAACUCCUCCCACAUGCCGCCUCUGCUGCGUUCUUUUCCGGUUCCAUUAACAUCACUUUGAACGCUGCCAAAGCGACAAACUCCUGUGAACCGCUCUGGAACACGCCAGAGCUCAGCUACCCGCCUCUGCCGCCCGGCUUGCUGCCCUCCCCGCCCGGCGAGCCGUCCAUGUGGGACGACGGGGCGGUGAUUUCCGGCUUAUCUCAGUGCAGCACGACGUUUGAAGGGGAAAACAGGAAAUUCGCCUCGUGUGAGGCGCUACCAGGGGGGUUCUUUUUCAUGUGGACUCUGGGGAAAGAGGAGCUGUCUGGUGCGUUCAUUUCGCAGUCUGUUUCCCCCCAAGGUUAUGCUGCGGUAGGCCUGCUGCUCCCACCGCCGACUCCGCUUCUAGAGGCGCUGUUUACCCCUCCCCCCGCGCCGGCGGGGGGGAAUGGGAGUGCGGAGGGUGGGUAUGUGAAGCCGGACUCGUUAGUGGGUGCCUCGAUGCUGGUUGCAGUGAGGGCGGAGGACGGAAGCGGGGGACUGAAGGUGGAGGAAUAUCAGAUUGUGAAGCAGGAGGGAGGCAGCAGCAACGCCAGUGCUACUAGCAGCACCACAGGCACGCUCACCACCGUCAGCAGCAGCGGCGGCACCAGCGGCGGCAGCAGCAGCAGCAGUGACGGUAGCAGUGCUGCCACCAUCGCGCCACAGGAGCAAACUGCCAUGGUUCGAGGCGGCAACCUCUCACUCAUCUCCGCAAAAGCAGAGCUCCAAGCAGGCUCCCUCACGCUGCUCUUCACAAUCAAGCUCCCCCACAGGCAGCGAUCCGGCGCAGUGCUCCUCUGGACCAAAGGCACCCAGUUCUUCCCCUCUAAUGACUCCCUUUCCCCAGACGGAGUCUCAGCCAUGGCAAGCGCGCCGAUAGACUUUGGCAAGGAGACUGACGUGGAUCCGAACGCGGCGACAGUGACGACGGCAGGGGUGGUGUAUUCCGCGCUGAGUGUGGCGGCGUGGGCGUUUAUGCUGCCGGUGGGGGCGGUUUCGGGGCGGUAUGUGCGGAAGCACAGCCGGUACUGGUUUCCGCUGCACCAGGGGUUUCAGCUGGGGGGGUACUUUCUGACGGUCUCGGCGUUCACGAUUGCGAUGUCGCUGGAGGCGCUGCAUUGGUCCGUGGGGUACUGUGUGCUGCUGGCGCUGCUCUCGACUCUUAUGGUGCUGCAGAUUUCAGCAGUGAUAAUCCGUCCGCCCGAGUCUCACCACCUUCGCGACCACUGGCGGCGAUUCCACAAG